AAGUUGCAGCGCCGCUGUUUCGUCUCGCGCUUCGGUCAGCUCCAGCGGUUAGUGAGGAAGGCAGCGAGUAGCAUCGGGGAUGCUGAGGAGAAACCGGCUUCGACACUUUAAUUAAUGAAGUAAAACAGCGGGUCUGGCUGAAAAAUGGAUUCGGUAGAGUCGAGGAUUAUUAAGUGUAGGCGAGUUUUAUUGUAAUUGAGGUUCCUGUGGUGACGCUGAGGCGACUGAACCGUCCUGACUGGAUUUAUCUCGAGUUAGCUGUGUGAUAAAAAUGGAGAUUUUUGUGUGGAUUUUUGUGUUAACGGCGGUGACUGGACCGAGCUAUUCAGCCGAUGAGUGCAGCUGGAGGGGAAGCGGUCUCUCUCGGCCGGAGCAAGAUGUCGAACAGGUGUUCCUGCGCUGCGCCGAAGGCUCCGUCGAGUUCCUGUACCCUACCGGAGCUCUGCGUCUCACUCUCUUGCCCCGCCUACCCGGACACGGAGUGGGAGGGGCCAGCGGGACACCCUCAUCUGUCUGCGUCAAGCCGGAGCCUCAGUGGGGUGGAGCCCAGCUUUACCUGGAGAGAGGCGGAGUCCUGGAGCUAUUAGUGAGCGACACGGCUGGUCCCUCCCAUAUUCGCUGUUUCACCAUCACUUCUGGGGAAAGCCCCGCCCUGUUCCUGCAGGCCACGCCCCACAGCGACAUCAGCAGGCGCAUCGCGGCUUUCCGCUAUGAGCUGAGAGGGGAUUGGACGGCGCGGCUAUCCGUCAACUCCCUGGACGCUAAUGUGGAUACGGAAGAAGGAGUGUGCAGGCCGUGUAACGACACAGAGAUGCUGAUGGCAGUGUGCACCAGUGACUUUGUGGUGCGUGGGAAUAUCCGUGCGGUGGAUACGGACUCGGAGCAGCGCGUGUCGGUGAUCAGGGUGAGCGCGACACGUGUGUACCGUCAGAAGUGGCCUCUGUUCUCCAGCGCGGGCCGCCUCACACACUCCGGAGAGAUACGCACACUGCUGCGCUGCGGAGUCCGGGCCGGCUCCGGAAGCUUCCUCUUCACUGGACACGCCCACUUCGGGGAGGCCUGGCUCACCUGCGCACCCAGGUACAAGGACUUCCUGAGAGUGUACGAGCACGCCAAGCAGAACCUGCAGAUUCCCUGCACACUCCACACCUGACACUCGUACACUACAGGCAGAACAGAGUGAGACAGGACUUCCUGGUCCUCCUGGAGAUACAGAGAGAGACACAGCAAAAUCUUUAUCUUCACGGAGAGAGACGCACGAUGAGAUCUUCACGGAGAGAUACACACGAUGAGAUCUUCAUGGAGAGAGACACACGAUGAGAUCUUCAUGGAGAGAGACACAAUGAGAUCUUCAUGGAGAGAGAAGCACAAUGAGAUCUUCAUGGAGAGAGAGACACAAUGAGAUCUUCAUGGAGAGAGACACAAUGAGAUCUUCAUGGAGACAAACACACAAUCAUGGAGAGAGACACAAAAUGAGAUCUGCAUGGAGAGAGAGAGACAAAAUCUUUAUCUUCAUGGAGAGAGAUAUACCAUGAAAUCCUCAUGGAGAGAGAGAGACACAAAAGGAGAUCCUCAUGGAGAGAGACACAAUGAGAUCCUCACAGAGAGACUACCUAAGCGUGUAUCUCCAUGAAGCUUUGCAGUGAGACGUGAGACAUCAGGACGUUGAGAGAUGAGCUGUAAGUGAAGGAGGUGUAGCGUGAUGUCAGUGUUCACACACGGGUUAAAUAUAUCAUAUAUACAUUUGCACUGAGGAGGAGGGAGCUGAAACCAAAUGAACGCAGACGAUAUGUAGCACGCACACACACACACACACACACACACACACACCCUGGAGUGUUAACAGUAACGCCGUACACACCCUUGUUUACGAGGUGUGUUUCUAUAUGAAGCUAGCGUAAGUUCCAUGCUAGCAGGCUAACGUUAAACCAGUAGAAAGGACCGGAUCAGAUGAUGAAGCACUUUCACUGCACCUCCGUUAACUUCACACCACUUUAAUACCUUUAUUACAGCAGUGUUGUUGUUGUUGUUGUUUAUUGAAACUGAGCAGAUGUUUAUUUUUAAGCUGAUUUUAUUUACUGCACAAUGCUUUGUGUUUAAAUAAAGAUGUGUAAGAUGUCAGAGAAAUAUAUUUAAUACCCGAGCCAAGAGCACGCCCAUAAUCCGGGAUAUAUAUAUAUAUACACACACCAUACAUCUCGAUAUUCAUCUCAGUGUGUGUGUGUGUGUGUGUGUGUGUGUGUGUAUUGUUGUAAAUAAGAUGUUUUAGAAGAGAGAAUAUUGUGUACACGUGACUGUGAUUAAAUACACGUUUAAAUGAA
Molecule: messenger RNA, 2321 nt
Organism: Ictalurus punctatus (channel catfish)
Lineage: Eukaryota; Metazoa; Chordata; Actinopteri; Siluriformes; Ictaluridae
Gene: metrn
Product: meteorin, glial cell differentiation regulator
Exons: 4
Coding region: 272-1153 (293 amino acids)
Biological process (GO): glial cell differentiation; positive regulation of axonogenesis
Molecular function (GO): hormone activity
Source: RefSeq, a predicted model, not a curated record